CACACUCUUAAGUUUCGUUUCUCUCAUAUACACACACACUCUUUCUUCUAGGUUUCGCUUCUCCCUGUAGCGGCUGUGAGCUCUCGUCAUGGCCGCGGUGGAGCAGUGUGACUUGUCCCUCAUGAGUCUGGAGGAUGAGCUGACCUGCAGCAUCUGCCUCAGCCCCUUCGACUGUCCGGUGACCAUACCCUGCGGACACAACUUCUGCCAGAGCUGCCUGCUCACCACCUGGACGGAGCCCUACAGAUGUCCCCAGUGUCGGACCCUCUUCCACACCAAACCCGAGCUGAAGAAAAACACGGUCCUCAGCACCGUGGUGGAGGCCUUGAACCUGAGGUUGGUCCGGAGCGAGGCGACCCGGUUAGCAGAGGAGAAAGAGAGCAAGGAAGAGCCCAUGGAAGAGCCCAAGGAAGAAGCUGUCAUACGCUGUGACACCUGUAUGGAAGCCGAGGCGGCCAACACCUGCCUCACCUGCAUGGCCUCUUUCUGCGAGGAGCACCUGCGUCCUCACCGGGAGAACCCGGUGUUCCGUCUCCACCAGCUGAUCGAGCCAGUCGGGGACCUGUUGGAGCGCUUGUGCCCGGACCACCACAAGCUGAUGGAUCUGUUCUGCAGCCAGCAUGUCCGCCCCAUCUGCAGCCUCUGUCUCCAGCAAAACCACAAAGGCUGCUCCUUCACUUCUCACGAGGAGCAGAGGAAGCUCAAAGAGUCUGAACUCGAGGGCAAGUUGGGUUUGCUGGACAAGAAGAUUAAGACGACUGAGACUAUUAUGUCUCAAAUGAACGACAACCACAACAAGCUGAAGAAUGCUGCAGCCCAAAAAAAGAAGGCAUUGGCAACUGUGUAUCAGCAGAUACGGGAAAAGUUGGUCCAAGAGGAAUGCAAGUCCCUAAAUGAGGUGGACAGCGAGCUGGAGAUUGGUCAGAAAAAACUUCAGGAUUUCACGUUGAAGUUAACUGACAACGCUGCAAAGAUGAGAAAAGCCCAAGAAGCUUUGAGCGGUCAGCUGAGUCGCUCCCAAACCAUGGCCUUUCUGAAGGCUUCAUUUAACUUGCCAAAGGCUGUGAAGUUUGAGCCUCAGGUGCCUCAAAUCAGCCUGGACUCCAGGAAGGUGACUUUAACUCAGACCUUCGCUGGAGCAUUGAAGGUGCAUCUGACAGCAAUCCUCAAACUGCCUUUUGAGGCCAGACUACAAAUAAUGAAACCAGUUCUACCAGGGCCUCCCAGGCCCUUCCAUCCACAUCCUGUACCUGGCUUUAACUAUAUGGGCCCCCACACAGGCUGGAGUUCACCCCAGUAUGCACCUAAUAUGUCACCAGGCUUUUACAUGGCUCCGCCAAUCAAUCAACCACAAAAUACAAAACGAACCAGAAAACCUCGAAGCGGGAUGGGGAAAGGGAUUCAAGCUCGAUCAAUGGAAAACCUUUUGGAUUUGGAAUUUUCGGCUGCACCUCAACUCAGUCCGAAACCAGACAAAGACCAUCCCAGAGCUGCAGGGGGAAACAAGCCAGACGUGAUCUGAUAUUAUCCAAGAAAGAUGAUCCCAACAGCAGUCCUCCGUCUGAGAAAUCAACUAGACGCCAUGGACGGUCUAAAACCAACAACUAGAUGCAGCAGCAGAUGUAUUUGCUUCUGCAGUCAGAGUACUCGCAUCUCACUACUAACCCUCUCUGUAGCAUAGAAAUGUGGAACUUCUCACUGAUUAGGACAACAGGGAAUGAUACUGAUGUGUUGCUUAAACAGUGUAUUAUUAGCUUUACUUAAAAUAAUGGAUAUAAAUGAUUGUUGUGUGAAAAGAUGGCGUAUUUAAUGAAUGAAUUAAUGAAUGAUUGAUAUAGUGUGGUUGUUUGGCAGUUGAACUCAAUGUCCAGUAGUUAUUGCAUUAUCUGUUAUCUAACAGAGUGAAAACAUAACGUCCUUGUCAGAGGUUGAUUAACAUAUUCUACUACAAUGUUAUGGUUUUGAAUCCGAUUUAAUGAAAACACAGACACACAUGGCUUAUAUAUGAAAAUAUAUAUGAGAAAGUCUUCAAACUCAAAAGACUGCUUCAUUACAUUCAGUUCAAAAUCUGUGAUUUAGCAAAUUCAGCAAACCCUCUUAUACCAUCUUUGUAAACAUCUAUGAUUGACACGAUUAAGCUUCUCAUUUCCCAGAAACAGUGUCUCUGGAUUUUCAUCUGUGUUUAGUAGAGGCCACAUCAAGCUUCUUAAGACCUUGUCAUGGAAAACAUGAAAUCAUAAAAUGUUUGACACAUUCUCA
This is a messenger RNA of Limanda limanda (common dab), 2259 nucleotides long. Its product is annotated as E3 ubiquitin/ISG15 ligase TRIM25-like. Lineage: Eukaryota; Metazoa; Chordata; Actinopteri; Pleuronectiformes; Pleuronectidae. Bases 89 to 1522 code for a protein of 477 amino acids. The transcript has 7 exons. The record is from RefSeq and is a predicted model, not a curated record.